Messenger RNA from Aspergillus oryzae RIB40, 1359 nucleotides. RefSeq lists its product as uncharacterized. Gene Ontology annotation, molecular function: oxidoreductase activity; heme binding. The transcript has 4 exons. Bases 1 to 1359 code for a protein of 452 amino acids. The record is from RefSeq and is a predicted model, not a curated record. NCBI's taxonomy places the organism in Eukaryota, Fungi, Ascomycota, Eurotiomycetes, Eurotiales, Aspergillaceae.
AUGAACAAGAUUUUCACAAGUGCUGAAGUUGCCCACCACAACAAAGAGAACAGCUGCUGGGUUGUUCUUUAUGGGAAGGUCUAUGAUGUAACGCACUUUCUGUCCAGCCAUCCUGGCGGUGCCCAGGCCAUUCUGCGCGUCAGUGGCCGAGAUGCCACAGACGACUUCGAUCCCAUUCAUCCGCCGGAGACCAUGGACAGUAUCCAGUCGGCACGUAUCGGGUCACUUUCGCUCGAUGAGAAGUCACCUUGUGCAACUCAGACAAAGGAUACUUCGGACGAAAUUGAUGUUAGCACACUGUUGAACCUGGACGAGAUUGAAAAAGCAGCCACCAAUGUGAUUAGCAAAAGGGCAUGGGCGUACUACUACUCCGCGGCAGACGACAAGAUCACAAAGGACUUCAACACGCAAGUUUACCGAUCACUUUUGCUACGUCCUCGAGUCUUUGUCGACUGCCGGAAAUGCGAUGUGGAGACAGAGCUCCUAGGGUGGAAGGUUGGUCUCCCAAUAUACGUAUCUCCAACCGCCAUGGCUCGCUUGGGACACCCCAGAGGGGAGGCCGGAAUAGCAGAAGCAUGCGGAGCCCUUGGAGCACUCCAGAUCAUCGCAAACAAUUCUUCACUCUCACCCGAGCAGGUGGUUGCCAAGGCGUUACCGACUCAGGUAUUUGGAUGGCAGCUCUAUGUUCAGCUAGAUCGUCGCGCAAGCGAAGCGAUGCUCGCACGUGUGAAUCGGCUAGACGAGAUCAAAUUUGUUAUACUAACGCUUGAUGCUCCCGUAUCUGGAAAGCGAGAAGAUGACGAGCGUAUCAAUGUGAAGUCCCAUCCAGCAGGCAGCGUAAGUGCCCAGCUUUUCGCUGGGACAGACCCGUCGCUCACCUGGAACGAGACUCUCGAGUGGCUAUCCAGACACACGAAGAAGCCUAUCAUUUUCAAGGGCCUGCAGACUCACGAGGAUGUUGCCAUUGCCGCGCGGUAUACACCUCUAGUGCAGGCUGUUAUCUUAUCAAAUCAUGGUGGGAGGUCUUUGGACACGGCACCGCCGGCGGUACACACCCUUCUUGAAGUACGGAAGUUCUGCCCCCAUGUUUUCAAAAAGAUGGAGGUAUGGGUGGAUGGUGGCAUUCGACGAGGUACCGACGUAGUCAAAGCACUUUGUCUCGGUGCAAAAGCUGUUGGCAUUGGACGACCGGCUCUUUGGGGCCUAGGGGCUGGUGGUGUCAAAGGAGUUGAACGAACACUACAAAUUUUGCUGGACGAGACAAAGACCUGUAUGCGACUCUUAGGAGCUACCACAGUCCACGACUUGGGUCCACACUAUGUAACUGAUGCCCUCUUUCCAUUUCCCUAUACCUACUAA